CGCAGGGGUAGCCGUUGAGCAGGCGGCGGAUUUUCUGGGCCCGGGGCUGUGGCAGGCGCUCCCCGGGGGCGGAAAGCGGUUUUCUUUGAGAUAUGGUCUCACUGUGCUGCCUGAGCUGGCCUUGAGUUCUGGGCUCAGGCGGUCCUCCCACCUCAGCCUGCCAAGUAGCUGGGAGUACAGGUGUGCAGCACUCUGUUUCUCUAGUUCCUGAUACAUGAAGAGCAGUUUUUGUGGCGUCUUGAAAGCCCCACAGCAUGGACCUGCAGGUCACUCUGAAUGUAACUUUUAGAAAUGAGACACAAAGCUUUCUGGUUUCUGAUCCAGAAAACACAACUUGGGCCGAUGUGGAAGCUAUGGUAAAAGUUUCUUUUGAUCUGAACACUGUCCAAAUAAAGUACCUGGAUGAAGAGAAUGAAGAGAUAUCCAUCAACAGUCAAGGAGAAUACGAAGAAGCACUUAAGAUGGCAGUCAAGCAGGGAAACCAGCUACAGAUGCAAGUCCACGAAGGGCGCCCACACCCCACCUCAACACUGGCCCCGGCCCCGGCCCUGCCGGGUGCAGGAAAACACGAGGCCUCCAGGCCAGGGAAGAAGCAGCUUGUGCACUACUCCUCUGUGGCAAGAGUCGUGGGUUCAGACCUGAGACGCCCCAGGGAGCCGGCACCCCAGCCAUUUCCACUUGCUCCGGGUGAUGCAGACCACGCCCAGGAUGGGCCUCCGGACUGGUUCACAAGCUACCUGGAGACCUUCCGAGAGCAGGUCGUUAGAGAGACAGUCGAGAAGCUGGAACAGAAGCUGCAGGAGAAGCUGGUCCUCCAGAGCCCGUCCUUGGGCUCCUGUGCCUCCGACGUCUCCGUGCCUGCUGCAGGGGACACCCUGUUCCUGCCGGAAAACCUGUUCAGCUGGCACAUUGCUUGCAGCAGCUGCCGCCAGAGGAUCGUGGGCGUGCGCUACCAGUGCAGCCUGUGCCGGUCCUACAACAUCUGCGAGGACUGCGAGGCGGGCCCGUACGCCCAUGACGCUAACCAUGUGCUGCUCAAGCUGCGGAGACCCGUCCUGGGCACCUCAGAGCUGGCUUCCCACACAAAGCCCUCUGCUCCUCGUCUCCCGGCUGCCCUGGAACAAGUCAGGCUCCAGAAACAGGUUGAUAAGAACUUUCUCAAAGCAGAAAAGCAAAGAUUGCGAGCUGAGAAGAAACAGCGGAAAGCAGAGGUCAAAGAGCUUAAAAAGCAGCUUAAACUCCACAGAAAGAUUCACCUGUGGAACUCGAUCCAUGCACUUCAGAGCCCCAAGUCCUCUCUGGGCCGGGCCGAGAGCUUGCUGCAGCCCAGCGCCCUGAGGCUCCCUGCCCAGCCCGGGGCCCUGGUCCUGCCGACCUUCAGCGCAGCCUUCGUGGAUGAGAACUUGCCGGAUGGGACUCGCCUCCAGCCAGGCACCAGGUUCAUCAAACACUGGAGGAUGAAGAACACGGGGACCGUGAACUGGAGCACGGACACGAAGCUCAAGUUCAUGUGGGGGAACCUGACGCUGGUGUCUGCUGGGAAGAAGGAUGUCCUGGUACCCUUCCUGGAGGCUGGCCACGUGGGCGUGGUGUCCGUGGAGUUCGUCGCCCCGGCCCUGGAGGGGACAUACACAUCCCACUGGCGCCUGACUCAGAGCGGCCGGCAGUUCGGGCCCCGGGUCUGGUGCAGCAUUGUCGUGGACCCCUCUGCACCUGCAGAGAGCCUGAGCAACAGCAGCGAGGGCGCAAGCGGCCAGCAGGAGGAGGCCUUUCUCGUGGGUGGAGGAGAAACCCCGAUGAGCGAAGUGACUGCGGGGACAGGAGGGACAGGGGCCUGCAUCCUGCAGAAGACAAAAAUUGCAGCCGGCAGGGAGAGGGAGCUCUACAUCCCAUCCGUGGACCUGCUGAGUGCGCAGGACCUGCUGUCCUUCGAGCUGCUGGACAUGAACAUCGCACGGGAGCUGGAGCGCGUGCCCCACAACACACCCGUGGAUACGACUCCUUGCAUGUCCCCACUGCCCCAUGACGGUCCUUUCCUGGAGAAGCCAGGCUUGGGGCAGAUCCAGGAGGAGAGCGAAGGGGCGGGACGGAAGGCGCCUCCAGGUCCCACGGCUCCUGAGAAGAGGAGGGCAGAGACCGCUGCCUCGGGGGAGGACACAGAAGAAGACCUGAGCGGGACCCAGUUUGUGUGUGAGACCGUCAUCCGCUCCCUGACCCUGGACGCGGCCCCGGACCACAACCCGCCCUGCAAACAGAAGGCCCUGCAGCGUCGGUCCCUUCGUCCCUCAGUGAGCUUCACCUUGCCUGAGGAGGGAUUGCUGGGAGCCGAGGAGGAGGAAGAGGAGGAGGAGGAGGAGGAGACAGAGGAGGAGGGGCUGGGAGACGAGGUGCAGAGCCAGCCCCCCUGCUCCCUGGAGGACUACGUCAUCAUCCUGCCCGAGUGCUUCGACACCAGCCGCCCCCUCGGGGACUCCGUGUACAGCUCCGCGCUCUCACAGCCGGGGCUGGAGGCCGGGCAGGAGCCCAUCGAGGCCGAGGCUGGGGCUGGGGCCGGAACCUCGGCGACACUCACUGCAGGGGAGAGUCCGUCGCAGGGGCACAGCCUCAGCGACGUCCUCGCCAUCUCACAGACUCUGGACGCCGUGUCCCUGGCCCCCGAGAUGGUGGGGCUGCCGCCAGCGCCACCCAGGCAAUCUCUGUCUGCACAGCAUGGCCCCCUGGCAGUGGAUGCCCCGGCUGCCACCCCAGAAGCCUCUGCAGCCCCCAGUCAGGUCGGAGCAGAGCCCAGAGGCUGCCCGGGGCCUGUGAACAGCAGGCAGAAGAGCUGCGACCACACAAGGCACCCGCACGGAAGCAGCAUCGCAGGAGGGCUGGUGAAGGGGGCCUUGUCCGUCGCCGCCUCUGCAUACAAGGCCCUGUUUUCUGGGCCCCCAGUGACUGCACAGCCUGUAGUUUCUGAGCACCAGACCGCGGCCCUGAUGGCUCACCUCUUUGAAAUGGGCUUCUGCGACCGGCAGCUGAACCUCCGGCUGCUGAGGAAGCACGACUACAGCCUCCUGCAGGUGGUGACCGAGCUCCUGCAGAUCAGCAACAACGACUGGUACAGCCACCGCUACUGACCGCACCACAGCAGGAGCCUGCUCCCUGGGGCUCGGCGGAGGCCCGAGCUCGCAUUUUAAUCUGAUCGCUCUCUAGAGCCCUUCAUUGAAUUUCCAAGACAGUAUCUGCUACAGUAUUUUUUGAAGCAAAUCAAAGACCAGUACUGCACUUUCGGAACUGAUGACUGGUCAGAAGAUAGUUUCUCAGUUGAUUUGGAUCAGAUGCCUCCAUUUUUAGUGCAUUGAAGAGUGUCCCGAACUUCCUGUAGAACCGUUUUCUCUGUGCUUGUCCCAAAGUUGGGUACUUUCCUCUGGCUCAUGUGGAUGUUUUUAAUGGGGAUACCUGUUGUCAGUCUUCAAAAGAAAUUAGCCUUGGGGUUUGUUUUCACCAAUUCUGCGGGUUCUGUGACCAACCCGAGGCCCCGCACCACGUGGUGACGGGGUACAGCACAGGCGGCUCUAGCGCUGGGGCUCAGGGGUGCCCUGGUAGGGAGCUUGCAGACAUCUGCCCUGACGAAGAGAAACUUAGUGUGAGAUACUUGGAUGGUCGUGUAGAAAAGGGAAAACCCCACCUAUUACGGGAAAAGUAAAUCUGACAGUUGUCCUCUUUCCGAGUGUCACGGAGGAUCCUGCCUUCCUGGAGUGGCGGGUGGGCGGCCGGCUCCGUGAGUCUCGGGCUGGGCGGCGGUGCUGCCCUCCCCAGAGCGUCCGAACCCCUGGGGCAGGGAGGAGCCUGGAGCGGCCAGGCCGCAAAGCCUGCAGUGGAGGGCAACACCCCCCGGCCCUCGCAGCUUCCAGAAGGACGGGCAGCAAGAGGAACCCCAGACCGCGGGGGCACGGAUAGUUAAAAUAGUAUUAUUUAACCUGGCUGGUAUUUAUAACGUGGCAGUUUUAAUUCAUCCAUUGUAAUGUUUAUUUCCAGUAUAACUCUUGAAUGCUACUAAAUAAACCGGAAUUCAGACUGCAGACCCGCCAGGCCCGCCCUCAUUUAAAACGCUGCUGUGGGCUCCUGGCGAUAGGGCUGAUUCCAGGGGGCCUUGCGUGUCCGGCCUUCCGCCGGCCGUCCUGACCC
This is a messenger RNA of Fukomys damarensis (Damara mole-rat), 4170 nucleotides long. It is a transcript of the gene Nbr1, whose product is annotated as NBR1 autophagy cargo receptor. Gene Ontology annotation, biological process: macroautophagy. The coding region runs from base 255 to 3119 and encodes 954 amino acids. The record is from RefSeq and is a predicted model, not a curated record. The transcript has 22 exons. Gene Ontology annotation, molecular function: ubiquitin binding; zinc ion binding. Lineage: Eukaryota; Metazoa; Chordata; Mammalia; Rodentia; Bathyergidae. Gene Ontology annotation, cellular component: phagophore assembly site.